Acanthaster planci (crown-of-thorns starfish) is the source of this 1746-nucleotide messenger RNA. RefSeq lists its product as uncharacterized. Lineage: Eukaryota; Metazoa; Echinodermata; Asteroidea; Valvatida; Acanthasteridae. The record is from RefSeq and is a predicted model, not a curated record.
AUGCCUGUCCUCGUCGAUGGUCACCCCACCCAGUGUUUGCUUGAUACCGGGUCGCAAGUCACUUGUGUGACAGAGACGUUUCACACCCGUAAUUUACCACACCGCCAGCUUCAUCCCCUAUCGCAGCUCACAGUGAUAGGCGCAGCAGGACAUCCGGUGCCGUACAAGGGUUAUGUCGAGAUAAGCCUCAAAUUUCCAGUUGACUCCACCGGAAGUGAACAGGAGGUUACGACCCUUGCCCUUGUAUGCCCUGACCGCCAGGGGAGCAACGACACUCCCCUGAUCGUUGGCACCAACACCAGCGUGGUACGAAGGUUGUUACGGGCUUGUGAACAGAAAGGUGGGCGAAAUGUCCUGAACAAACUCUCCGUUAAUUCUGCUUGGCAGAGAAUCUACAAAGACUGUGCUGCAAGUUCCUCUGCUGUUUUAAGCCCCGUCAGGUUGAUGAGGGCCAUUUCCAUCAAGCCUGGUGGGAGAGUUCAAGUUACUGGAAUGGUAAAUAAUCGACGCGGAGCCAAGCGAGAAGUUCUUAUUGAGCAGUCGAGUUCGUCACAACUCCCCGAUGCCAUAACGAUAAGCAACAGCUUGGUUUUACUACCUGCUAGGCGAAAAGCUAAGAUGAAAGUCACACUCAGCAAUGUCUCUUGCCACACGGUUGUGGUCCCUGCAAGAUGCGAGCUUGCAUCUGCGUCUGAAAUUGCUGGGGAACUACCUUUUACCUCAGAUGGAUCCCCGCCUAUGUCAACUGACAACCUUGCCAGUAUUGAGUCCCAGUUUGACUUUACCGAUUCUCCCCUCCCGGAAGCAGAGGCCAAGCGAAUCAAACGGUUACUUUGUGUCCGUUCCGAUGUUUUCUCCAGAGAUGAUCUAGACAUAGGCUGUACCAGCUCCGUCAAACAUAAGAUUCGUCUGACAGAUGAGACACCUUUCCGCGAGAAUUGUCGGCGAAUCCCCCCUGCCGAUUAUGCCGACACCCGACAACAUCUGAGGGAUCUGCAGAGCAAAGGUAUCAUUCGCGACACGGAGAGCCAGUUUGCUUCUCCAAUAGUUCUAGUCCGCAAGAAGAAUGGUGACCUCCGCCUCUGCAUUGAUUACCGAAAGCUUAAUAGCCGGACUGUCAAAGACCAGUACAACAUACCAAAGAUAGAGGACAUACUCCAUGCCAUGAAUGGAGCAGCCUGGUUUUCCUGUCUUGAUUUGAAAUCCGGUUAUUACCAGAUAGAAUUGGCGGAGGAAGACAAACACAAAACCGCUUUCUGGUGUCCUCUCGGCUUCUAUGAGUUUAACAGAAUGCCCCAGGGUAUCACCAAUGCACCUGCAACAUUCCAGCGCCUGAUGGAAAGGUGCAUGGGAGAUCUUCUGAAUAAUGAGGUCUUCGUCUACCUUGAUGAUAUUGUUGUCUUCUCUCAGACAAAAGAAGAACAUGAGGCACGACUGAUGCGUGUCUUGGAUCGCCUGCAGCAGUUUGGAUUGAAGCUAAGCCCACCCAAGUACAGCAACCCCCUGACCUAUGUGAUGACAACCGCUAAACUCGAUGCAACAGGGCAUCGGUGGUUGGCUGCCCUGGCCAACUACAACUUUGUCAUCAAGUACAGGCCUGGUCGACAUAACUCAGAUGCAGAUGGCCUUUCAAGACGGCCCCAGCCCAGUCCUCAAGAAGAUUACGAGUCUGAGGAAACAGAAGAAAAGGUAUUCAAACUGUAUGAUCGCCUAAACUACUCUGGCGAUGACGGCAUUUGUUCUUGA